UAUAUAAAGCUCGCUAACCAAAUUUUCAAGACCUUUAGUGAUAUUUAAAGUCUCUGCACAGUCUAACUUUCUCCCGAACCUAACCAGAGUUCUUCACUCUCCUCAUCAUUUUCCCCCAUGGAAAAUGGUGAGCAACCACUUCUAUCAUCGAUUGAGGAUGAGUCCCAUAAUUCACAGAUUCACGAUCACGUUGGAUCCAGCACCGGAAUCCAAUACUUUUUCAGGGAAAUCUGCGUGGAGUCAAAGAAGCUUUGGUACUUAGCCGCUCCGGCAAUCUUCACUUCCAUUUGCCAAUACUCACUCGGUGCCAUUACUCAAGUAUUUGCUGGGCAACUCGGAACUACCGAACUCGCUAUGGUUUCGGUUGAGAACUCCAUCAUCGCUGGAUUUGGUUCUGGCAUCAUGUGGGGCAUGGGAAGUGCACUAGAAACCCUUUGUGGGAUAGCAUUCGGAGCAGGUCACCUCGAGAUGCUUGGGAUUUACAUGCAAAGAUCGUGGAUUAUCCUCAACGUCACUGCUCUGUUGCUGAUGUUUCUUUAUAUUUUCGCAACACCAGUGCUGAAAAUCAUCGGCGAAACAGACGAAAUCUCAGAGGAAGCAGGCAUUUUUUCGCUGUGGAUGAUCCCGCAGCUCUUCGCUUACGCGAUGAACUACCCGCUUACAAAGUUUCUGCAGGCACAGAGCAAGUUCAUGGCCAUGGCCGUGAUAUCGGCGGUCACGAUGGUGUUGCAUACUGUCUUCAGUUGGCUUUUGAUGUUGAAGUUAGGGUGGGGAAUGGUGGGGGCAGCAGUUGUGCUGAAUUUAUCGUGGUGGUUCAUUGUGCUGGCUGAACUAGUUUAUAUUUUCUCUGGGGCAUGUGGUCGAGCUUGGACUGGAUUUUCAUGGAUGGCCUUUCAAAAUCUUUGGGGAUUUCUCAAGUUAUCUCUUGCAUCUGCCUUAAUGCUCGCAUUGGAAAUUUGGUACAUGAUGGCACUAGCUCUCUUUGCUGGAUAUUUAAAGGAUGCUGAAGUUUCGGUAGAUGCAUCAUCCAUAUGUAUAAACAUUCUGGGUUGGACAAUUAUGUCAGGAUCUGGACUCAAUGCAGCCGUAAGUGUAAGGGUGUCAAACGAACUGGGUGCAGCCCAACCCAGAGCAGCCAAAUUCUCAGCGGUGGUGGUCGGAGCGACUUCCUCUCUCGUAGGUCUCUUCCUCGCCCUUGUUCUCAUCGUCUCUGCGAAGCAGUACCCUUCCUUGUUCUCAACUGAUGCCCAAGUCAAAGAGCUUGUAUACGAGCUCACCCCACUGCUAGGAGUCGCCAUUCUUCUUUACAAUCUGCAAUUUGCUCUCGCAGGGGUGGCCAUUGGGGCAGGGUGGCAAUCCUACGUCGCAUAUGUGAACCUGGGGUGUUACUAUUUGGUUGGGAUUCCAACGUGUCUGCUUAUGGCUUUCAAGUUCAACAUGGGGAUUCAGGGAAUCUGGUGGGGAGUUCUGGUAGGAUCAGUUCUAGAAGCCUCGAUUAUCUCGUGGAUCAUGUACAAAACUGAUUGGAAUAAGGAGGCUUCUAUUGCUGGAGACAAGUUGCAACAAUGGGGCGGAAAAACAAUUAAUGACACAGAAUUUUAAGAAAGAGCUGAUCGAAUUAAUUCACAAAUAGUAUGUGCACAUCGAUCAGGACUGCGUAGCAUAGUUCUGAAUACCGUUUCGGACAAAGUACCGGUUUUUCUACUGGUACGGUACGUACCGGUACCGGUCAGGUACCGGGUACCAUUUCGGAUUUACCGCAACUACAAUAUAUAUAAUAAUUAUAUAUAAUUAUAAUUCAAAAAAAUUCCCAAUAUCAUACAAUUCAUCAUAAAAUAUCUCUAGUCCCACAAUGCUUAGUUAC
Rhododendron vialii is the source of this 1864-nucleotide messenger RNA. RefSeq names its product protein DETOXIFICATION 29-like. Gene Ontology annotation, biological process: xenobiotic detoxification by transmembrane export across the plasma membrane. Gene Ontology annotation, molecular function: antiporter activity; xenobiotic transmembrane transporter activity. Gene Ontology annotation, cellular component: vacuolar membrane. The transcript is spliced from 8 exons. The coding region runs from base 118 to 1602 and encodes 494 amino acids. The record is from RefSeq and is a predicted model, not a curated record. Lineage: Eukaryota; Viridiplantae; Streptophyta; Magnoliopsida; Ericales; Ericaceae.